AUGAUUCAUUCCUUAAAACCAAAAAAGAGAUGCUAAUAGAUUUGUAAUGAACAUUAGUUCAUUCUGAUACCAAAAUCUAAAUCUAAUGAAUGUUGGAUUAAGUCAUAGAUAACUCUUGAUUAUUGUCCUGUUUAUAAUGAGUAUAAUGUAUUACAUUACAAAAGAUUCACUGGAUAGUUUGAAAACAUAGUUCCUAUUCAGAAUUUUGAUAGAUAACCUGGACUCCCUACAUUCAUCCUAGAAUAAGAUAGAACUUAAUAUUAAUUCAAUCUAGAGAGAUAUUAAUAAGAACAUCAAUUGAAAAUUGAAGAAUAGAGAAUCAAGAAGACUAAAAUGGUAUUUAAUUAUUGUAUUAUAUUUAAGUUUGUUCCAAAGCCUGGUAAAAAACAUAGGUAUUGUGGUGUGUGCAAAAAAAAUUAUGAAGAAUAUUUGGAUGUAUGUUAAAUUUUUAUUGUAGUUUAGCAUAUCCAAUCUUAGGAGCAUAUAAAUACUUUUAAUACUUAUAGAAGUGUAAAUCUGAUAAGAACUUUAAUUCAAGGAUUUUAGAAUGUUAUUAAUCAUGAAUUCUCAGAUUAAAAAUAAUCCAGCAUAUUAUUUUGUGAUUCAAAUACUAAAAUUCCUAUGAAUAAAGAAAAUUUUGUAGCUUAUUUUGAUCAAGAAAGAAUUGGAGUUCGAUUUCAAAAAUAAUAGAUUAAGGACAUUCCUAUGCUUGAAUAUAAAAUUCCAAGUUCUAAGAGAGGAAGACCUACAAAACCUAAAUAGAAGAAGGAAACCAUUAAGAAAGCCAAAGUAUAAGAAGAUAUUCCAAUUAUCCCACAUUAUUAACCGAAUACGUAUUUAGACUUUUAUUAUCUACAAUAAUAAUAUUUGUAAGCAUAAUAAUAGAUUUAAAAUCAAUAAUAACAAUAUUUAUGCUAUCAAUAGCCACAACAAUAGUAUUUUAGAGACUGUAUAAAUUAUUUUUAAAUUUUUAGAGAUGCAAUAUUUUAAUUAAAAUGCUUAAUUAGAUUUAUAGUUUUAUUAAAGUUUGAUGUAAUAAUAAUAGCAUUUUUUAUAAUUAAAAGAAAUAGAAGAGCGAAGAGAAUACUCGGAUAGAUCUUCAUUAUGGUAAAAAUUGAUAUAAUUAACAAAUUACCAAUAACCAACUCAAAAUGAAAUAGUUUAACUUUUGCAUAGCAUUAUUGAGUAAUACGAAUGCAAUCCUCGUAACAAUCAAAAUCUAAAUCAUAAUAAUAAUAAUGAUUAGCAAUUUUAAUGA
Messenger RNA from Paramecium pentaurelia, 1258 nucleotides. NCBI's taxonomy places the organism in Eukaryota, Ciliophora, Oligohymenophorea, Peniculida, Parameciidae. The record is from the annotation of a GenBank genome assembly.